Messenger RNA from Verticillium alfalfae VaMs.102, 390 nucleotides. RefSeq lists its product as hypothetical. The transcript has 2 exons. The coding region runs from base 1 to 390 and encodes 129 amino acids. Gene Ontology annotation, molecular function: mechanosensitive monoatomic ion channel activity. Lineage: Eukaryota; Fungi; Ascomycota; Sordariomycetes; Glomerellales; Plectosphaerellaceae. Gene Ontology annotation, biological process: monoatomic ion transport; intracellular water homeostasis. The record is from RefSeq and is a predicted model, not a curated record.
AUGCCGUCUCCUCCGUUCGCCGACAGCGAUGAAGAGGAAAGCCUUCUGUCCCGAGGCGGCGAUAGGGCUCGCCGCCUGUGGUCCGGCUUCAUUGACUUCGCCAUGCAGGGCAACAUCCUCGAAAUAGCCUUCGGUCUGAUCCUAGCCGCUGCCUUCACAGGCCUCGUCAACUCUUUCGUUGCCAACAUUCUCAUGCCGCCGCUGUCCGUCAUCUUCCCCCUCAACCACAACAUGGAGGAGAAGUUUGCGGUUCUCAAACCCGGACCCGACUACAACCGCGAGGACGGCUACACCACACUCGCACGCGCAAAGGAUGACGGUGCUGUCGUCUUGGCGUAUGGGUCAGUACAUCAUUCCUCCACGCUCUAUACAGAUUGUUCGGUCCCAUGA